AUGGACGGUGGCGUGACAGUGAUCACCAAUCCGACUGUGUCGGUGCGGCUGACCAGUACCAUCAGUUCGUUCGAGGUGAAUAAACGAUACAACAGGGGAAUCACCAUCGCCGAAUUCAAGGUAAUUUAUGUUGGUAAUUUGCUCUUCGUGCCUCUAAAACUUAAUAAUGUAGCAAUUGCCCCUCUGUCUGCAGACACUUCGACCGCAGGUGCAGCACAGCCUGUGGCCAUGUGAUGCAGUUUCUCAUGGUCCAUUUUUUCCCCCUCCAGGGUAAAUUGGAGAUGGUUGUGGGUACCCCGGCCUCCAGCAUGGAACUGCAGCUUUUCAGUACCACUGACAAGUUCAUGCAGAAACUGGACGACAACGAGGCCCUGCUAGGUUCCUACCCUGUGGAUGAUGACUGCAAAAUUCACGUAUGUACUUCUGUGCUCAGAAACACUGCUCACAUGACACCCACAUGGUAUGUCCCCUGUUUACCUUUAUUCACAUUAGUCAUGUGUAAGAUGGGACCUACUGUUAGAUCUGUUGACGGGGGUCUCUUAACCUACAAGCAAUUUCAAAGCUCACAAGAUUGCUGACCACAGCAUGACUUUGCUAGCUUGAGUGUCAGUCUCUUUCUGCAUUCAACAAGGUUAUAUUGUUGCCUUGCCAUACUUGUCUUACUGGGCUAAACAACGACCAGUUGGCGAAAAGCAGAAACUGACUGGCACCGGUACAAUGACUGAGCCAUUCUGUUAUUUUUUAUUCAAUAUGCUGAGUCAGGGUAAUAGUGAAUUAUGUGUGCUUAGGUGAUCGACCGCAGUGGAGCCCAGAGCGGAGAGUUCAGUGAUCUGUCUAAAGUGGAGAAAUUUGAGAUUCCAGAUGAGGUCUAUGAGAAGAGGACAGGUACUGUGAGCUUGCACUAUCGUCCAUCAUUCACAGCAGUGUUUCAUUUUUAACAGUGGGGGGAAAAGGUUGCGAAGUGAGGGGUCCCUCUACUCCAAAAUGAAUUAAAAUAAGUAUGCUGACACCAUCUAAAAUAUAAUUUUCGCCUCCAGAAAUUAGCCCAAUAACAGUAAAUACAGUAAAUAGCCUAUGCAUGGUCCACAUUAUCAGGUAUGCUAUUAGCAAUAAACAUUAUCACCUUUAGACCAACUGAUGCAGCGAAGUACAAAUAAAUAGGCUGAAGCAUGUGGUUGCCUAUCUGCAUUUACCCUAUUGGGCUAAUCGUUAGCCAGAUCUCAAAUGUGAUCUUUUAACUAGUUAUCAUAUUGAUGAAUUUGAUGUCCCAAAAAACUUGCAUAAACACUGAAUAUAAAGCAGGCCUACCUGUUAGGGUAACUCGCCACCCGGGGUAAAAUGCCCCCUGCCUGUACUAAUCACAAACACCACUUAAUGUCACAAUUUCCCCCCCAAAACAUUCCCUGGGUUCCACUACUCUUGCUCAACAUUAAGAUUCUGUCUCAUCACAAUUUUUUAAAGUCAUUCCAAAGAAAUUAUUUUGAGGUAGAGGCGUUGUACCCCAAGUCACCCUACAAUUGACCGGUGUUACAUUUAGCCCCACUCUCCCCUAUGCACUCACUGCAAAUUGCUGAGGGGUAAUGUGCUUAACCAUGCUUCUGCUAAAAGCCCCGGGUUUAAAAUGGCAACAGGUCGCGCAUAUUUAGGAGUUUAGACAUAAAUAAAGUAGGAAUGGAAAGCUGGGAUUCCCCGCUUUUUAACAAAAGCCAUUAAAACUGCUGUUUUCGCGAUUGCAAGAAUUGUUGUGCAUUGACUGCUUGUCAGAAUGCAUGUUUCCCUCCCUAUGGCACUUAUAACAUGAAUGCGCCACGAGAGGAAUAUUUAUCUAGCAUAGAACACAACAACAAGCCGACUAGGUAAAUAGAUAAACUAUUCUAUGGGGUUGUUCGAUUUUUCUAUUAAUUACUCGUUUUGUUUGAAGAGGAAAAGUAGAUGUGGAAUGUUGUAGCAUCUUCAAAAUGUGCCUCAGCAGAAAUAUUUGUCCAUGUUCCAUAUUUUGUGUUGCGUAGUGGCAAUGAUUUUGCCGUGGCACAGCGCCACGGCAAAAUCAGUGUGCAGCGGAAACACUGAUUCACAGCUAAAGCGUAUGCCUACAUUCUUUCACUUUUGUAUUUGAGGAAUUUGAAAUUGAAUCAGAGGCAGUGAGGAAAUUACUUUUUUUAAAAUAGAUAUGCCGAUAGUGGACUACCUUGUUUAACUCCUCUUGACAGUUUAAAACUUUCUGAGAAGUAGCCAUUAUUUACUAUUUUACACCUAGGGUUACUAUACAUAAUUUUAACCAAUUUUUUAUAAGAGAUUCUCCAAAAUUGAAAUAUUCCAUGCAUUUAUAUAUAAACUCCAGUCGUACUUUAUCAAAAACCUUUUCAAAGUCUGCUAUGAAUACCAGGCCUUGUUUCCCUGAUUUUUCAUAGUGUUCUAUUGUUUCCAGUACUUGUCUUAUAUUAUCUCCAAUGUAUCGUCCAUGUAAAAAUCGUGUCUGAUUAGUUUGAAUAAUAUCCGACAAUACCAUUUUAAAUUCUAUGCUUUUUUCUAUAAUUUUUGCAUCACAACACUGAGGGUAAGAGGCCAAUUUCUUUGAUGUGACUGGAUCUUUAUAUUUACCUCUUGGAUCCUGUUUCAGUAAUAAUGAAAUCAGACCUUCUUGUUGAGUGGUUUAAACAUGCUAAUAAUGAUCCUCUGAGUAUAUCAAAAAGGUUUGGUAUGCCUUCCAGCCCUGGAGUUUUCCCGGACUUAAAGGCUUUAAUUGCAUCAAGAAGUUCUUCCUCUGUAAUUUGGCCUUCACAUUAGUCUUUCUGUACAGCUGUUAAUUUUCCAUUAUUCAUAGAAAGAAAAUCCAUACAAUUAGCUUUGGUUAGUGGAGAUGGAGACUGAAACGAAAACCAUAUGCUUAAAGUACUUAACUUCCUCUUUCAAAAUAUUGUUUGGUGAAUCAUGAGUUAAUCUGUAAUUUGUUUCAGUAAAUUAUUUUUGAAUUUGGUGCAUUUUCCCCCAUAUUCCAUCCAGUUUGCUUAAUUUUUAUAAUAUGUUACACUUGAUCUUUCUUGAAUAAGUUCCUCCAUUUUUUUUUGUUUUUCCUCUAACUUAUUCUGUGCCUCUAUGGUACAGUUUUUUAUCGCUAUCUGUACUGUUAGUCCCUCCAUUGCAUUUGUUAAUAUGGAUUCUUUUGACCUAAAUUGCUUUUGUCUUAGAGAUGAGUACUGAAUUGCAUGGCCUCUAAAGGCACAUUUUAAGUGUCCCAUUCAAUAAGGGGAUCUGCUGGACAUUUAUGUCGGAAAAAGUUGGUUAUAAAUUAUUCUGUCCUAGUUAAAAACAAGUUAUCAUCCAAUAGGCUGUGAUUACAUUUCCAAUAUCCGCGACCAUGUGGAAAUUCUGUAAGAGUAAUAUAAACGUCCUUUCACUGUCAACUGCGUUUAUUUUCAGCAAACUUAACAUGUGUAAAUAUUUGUAUGAACAUAAGAUUCAACAACUGAGACAUAAACUGAACAAGUUCCACAGACUAACAGAAAUUUAAUAAUGUGUCCCUGAACAAAGGGGGGGUCAAAAUCAAAAGUAAGUAUGUAUCUGGUGUGGCCACCAGCUGCAUUAAGUACUGCAGUGCAUCAUCUCCUCAUGGACUGCACCAGAUUAGCCAGUUCUUGCUGUGAGAUGUUACCCCACUCUUCCACCAAGGCACCUGCAAGUUCCCGGACAUUUCUGGGGGGGAAUGGCCCUAGCCCUCAUCCUCCGAUCCAACAGGUCCCAGGCGUGCUCAAUGUGAUUGAGAUCCGGGCUCUUCGCUGGCCGUGGCAGAACUCUGAAAUUUCUGUCUUGCAGGAAAUCACGCACAGAACGAGCAGAAUGGCUGGUGGCAUUGUCAUGCUGGAGGGUCAUGUCAGGAUAAGCCUGCAGGAAGGGUACGACAUGAGGGAGGAGGAUGUCUUCCCUGUAACGCACAGCGUUGAGAUUGCCUGCAAUGACAACAAGCUCAGUCCGAUGAUGCUGUGACACACCGCCCCAGACCAUGACGGACCCUCCACCUCCAAAUCGAUCUCGCUCCAGAGUACAGGCCUCGGUGUAACGCUCAUUCCUUCGACGAUAAACGCGAAUCCGACCAUCACCCCUGUUGAGACAAAACCGCGACUCAUCAAUGAAGAGCACUUUUUGCCAGUCCUGUCUGGUCCAGCGACGGUGGGUUUGUGCCCAUAGGCGAUGUUGUUGCCGGUGAUGUCUGCCUUACAACAGGCCUACAAGCCCUCAGUCCAGCCUCUCUCAGCCUAUUGCGGACAGUCUGAGCACUGAUGGCGGGAUUGUGCGUUCCUGGUGUAACUUGGGCAGUUGUUGUUGCCAUCCUGUACCUGUCCCGCAUGUGUGAUGUACUGCGAGGACGGUCAGCUGUCCAUCCUGUCUCCCUGUAGCGCUGUCUUAGGCGCCUCACAGUACGGACAUUGCAAUUUAUUGCCCUGGCCACAUCUGCAGUCCUCAUGCCUCCUUGCAGCAAGCCUAAGGCACGUUCACACAGAUGAGCAGGGACCCUGGGCAUCUUUCUUUUGGUGUUUUUCAUAGUCAGUAGAAAGGCCUCUUCAGUGUCCUAAGUUUUCAUAACUGUGACCUUAAUUGCCUACCAUCUAUAAGCUUUUAGUGUCUUAACGACUAUUCCACAGGUGCAUGUUCAUUAAUUGUUUAUGGUUCAUUGAACAAGCAUGGGAAACAGUGUUUAAACCCUUUACAAUGAAUAUCUGUGAAGUAAUUUGGAUUUUUACGAAUUAUCUUUGGAAGACAGGGUCCUGAAAAAGGGAUGUUUCUUUUUUAACUGAGUUUAUUUGCCAAAUAUUUGAUGGUCCGACCGCAUUUUGACCCCAUCAACACUUUUUGAACUUUUGGUGCCAGAGAGAAUGACAUAAAGUAGUCAAGAGAACUAGCUUGAUUGAGCCCCCUCCAUGUAUAUCUCACUAGGUCAGGAUUGUGAGCUUGCACUAUCGUCCAUCAUUCACAGCUAAAGCGUAUGCCUACAUUCCUUCACUUCUGUAUUUGAGGAAUUUGAAAUUGAAUCAGAAGCAGUGAAGAAAAGACUUGUUGAAAGCCACUUACCACUUUUUGUGCCACAACAGAGUGUUAGUGAUACUUAGCACAACUGCUCUCAUCCUGUUACCUUUCAGUUUGAGGUUCCAUGGCAAAACUUUUCCUUAGCACAUUACGUAAUGAUUGAUUGACAAACUAUUACCAUUGUAAUACAGGAAUUUCAUAGUGAAUUGUCCAUCUUCUUCCUCAGACUCUGUAAGGUCAUUCAUGAAGAAGCAACGUGUUGGUCGCUUCAAUGAAGAAGAGACGGCUAAAAAGGAGGCGGAGCUUGCAGCUCACGAGGCCGAGGAGGAGGCUGCUGCUUCCGCCAUCGACGUUGGCAACCGCUGCCAAGUGCAGGUUGUUGGGCUACCCACCAAGAUUGGCACCGUUAUGUAUGUUGGUGAGUGAGGUUGAAGCUUAUGCUUAUUUUCCACAAAAGGAUUUAGGCUUGUCUAAACAUCAGACUGUUACCAUGGUUACUCAAUGGCUUAUCAGUCUGACUGAAGUCGCCCUAAAAAUACGCCGGUAGGUUCUGUCACUUAUAUUUUCAUUCUCUUCACGCAACGCACGUGAUGUACAAUAUGUCAACAAUGGCCGAAUGUAGUCGACCGAAGCAUGUUUCCUCGCAAUCAGCUGUGGUUCGGUUAGGCUCUGCCAUAUUGUGCAAGUGUUUGUCACGUGCGAAUUGCAUCAGUAUUGAAAAUAAAAACCGGAAAUACCAACCAUCUUCAGACCAGCGCACUGAAAGUCGGGCUAAUAACACAUCCCUGUGGAUAUUUUGUCUCAUGACCACCUACGUAAGGACAAAAUCAGCAGACAACACGUAAAGUACGUUCAAAUUAAGUUUAUUCAACAGUCUGAGUUGUGAUUGGACUGUUCACAAAAAGUGAGCCUACAUGAGAGAGCCCCCCGUAUAGCUCAGUUGGUAGAGCAUGGCGCUUGCAACGCCAGGGUCGUUUCCCACGGGGGGCCAGUAUGAAAAUGUAUGCACUCACUAACUGUAAGUCGCUCUGGAUAAGAGCGUCUGCUAAAUGACUAAAAUGUAGAAAGGAGUCUUCCCCUCUCGGAUUCGUGGCUAGAUUUAGGCCUGUGCUAGUGAGGAUUGUCAUUUGAACAGGGCAACCGUAAUUUUUUGUUUAGGUCAACACAAUAGUUUUCCCACGCAUUGAUAAUUGCUCACUAAACCAUUUUAUGUUCACUCUUACAAAUAAAUAUAUACAGUGAGGGAAAAAAGUAUUUGAUCCCCUGCUGAUUUUGUACAUUUGCCCACUGACAAAGACAUGAUCAGUCUAUAAUUUUAAUGGAAGGUUUAUUUGAACAGUGAGAGACAGAAUAACAACAAAAAAAUCCAGAAUAAUGCAUGUCAAAAAUGUUAUAAAUUGAUUUGCAUUUUAAUGAGGGAAAUAAGUAUUUGACCCCUCUGCAAAACAUGACUUAGUACUUGGUGGCAAAACCCUUGUUGGCAAUCACAGAGGUCAGACGUUUCUUUUAGUUGGCCACCAGGUUUUCACACAUCUCAGGAGGGAUUUUGUUCCACUCCUCUUUGCAGAUCUUCUCCAAUUCAUUAAGGUUUCAAGGCUGACGUUUGGCAACUCGAACCUUCAGCUCCCUCCACAGAUUUUCUAUGCGAUUAAGGUCCGGAGACUGGCUAGGCCACUCCAGGACCUUAAUGUGCUUCUUCUUGAGCCACUCCUUUGUUGCCUUUGCUGUGUGUUUUGGGUCAUUGUCAUGCUGGAAUACCCAUCCACGACCCAUUUUCAAUGCCCUGGCUGAGGGAAGGAGGUUCUCACCCAAGAUUUGAUGGUACAUGGCCCCGUCCAUCGUCCCUUUGAUGCGGUGAAGUUGUCCUGUCCCCUUAGCAGAAAAACACCCCCAAAGCUUAAUGUUUCCACCUUUAUGUUUGACGGUGGGGAUGGUGUUCUUGAGGUCAUAGGCAGAAUUCCUCCUCCUCCAAACAUGGCGAGUUGAGUUGAUGCCAAAGAGCUCAAUUUUGGUCUCAUCUGACCACAACACUUUCACCCAGUUCUCCUCUGAAUCAUUCAGAUGUUCAUUGGCAAACUUCAGAUGUCCCUGUAUAUGUGCUUUCUUGAGCAGGGGGACCUUGCAGGCGCUGCAAGAUUUCAGUCCUUCACGGCGUAGUGUGUUACCAAUUGUUUUCUUGGUGACUAUGGUCCCAGCUGCUUUGAGAUCAUUGACAAGAUCCUUGCGUGUAGUUCUGGGCUGUAGUUCACCGUUUUCAUGAUCAUUGCAACUCCACGAGGUGAGAUCUUGCAUGGAGCCCCAGGCCGAGGGAGAUUGACAGUUCUUUUGUGUUUCUUCCAUUUGCGAAUAUUCGCACCAACUGUUGUCACCUUCUCACCAAGCUGCUUGGCGAUGGUCUUGUAGCCCUUUCCAGCCCUGUGUAGGUCUACAAUCUUGUCCCUGACAUCCUUGGAGAGCUCUUUGGUCUUGGCCAUGGUGGAGAGUUUGGAAUCUGAUUGAUUGAUUGCUUCUGUGGACAGGUGUCUUUUAUACAGGUAACAAACUGAGAUUAAGAGCACCCCCUUUAAGAGUGUGCUCCUAAUCUCAGCUCGUUACCUGUAUAAAAGACACCUGGGAGCCAGAAAUCUUUCUGAUUGAGAGGGGGUCAAAUACUUAUUUCCCUCAAUAAAAUGCAAAUCAAUUGAAAAAAAAUGUUACAUGCGUUUUUCUGGAUUUUUUUUGUUGUUAUUCUGUCUCUCACUGUUCAAAUAAAUCUACCAUUCAAAUUAUAGACUGAUAAUUUCUUUGUCAGUGGGCAAACGUACAAAAUCAGCAGGGGAUCAAAUAAUUAUUUCCCUCACUGUAUGUGUGUGUAUAUAUAUAUAAUAAUUAAUUAAUUAUACUGCUCAAAAAAAUAAAGGGAACACUUAAACAACACAAUGUAACUCCAAGUCAAUCACACUUCUGUGAAAUCAAACUGUCCACUUAGGAAGCAACACUGAUUGACAAUAAAUUUCACAUGCUGUUGUGCAAAUGGAAUAGACAACAGGUGGAAAUUAUAGGCAAUUAGUAAGACACCCCUAAUAAAGGACUGGUUUUGCAGGUGGUGACCACAGACCACUUCUCAGUUCCUAUGCUUCCUGGCUGAUGUUUUGGUCACUUUUGAAUGCUGGCAGUGCUUUCACUCUAGUGGUAGCAUGAGACGGCGUCUACAACCCACACAAGUGGCUCAGGUAGUGCAGCUCAUCCAGGAUGGCACAUCAAUGCGAGCUGUGGCAAGAAGGUUUGCUGUGUCUGUCAGCGUAGUGUCCAGAGCAUGGAGGCGCUACCAGGAGACAGGCCAGUACAUCAGGAGACGUGGAGGAGGCCGUAGGAGGGCAACAACCCAGCAGCAGGACUGCUACCUCCACCUUUGUGCAAGGAGGAGCAGGAGGAGCACUGCCAGAGCCCUGCAAAAUGACCUCCAGCAGGCCACAAAUGUGCAUGUGUCUGCUCAAACAGUCAGAAACAGACUCCAUGAGGGCCCAACGUCCACAGGUGGGGGUUGUGCUUACAGCCCAACACUGUGCAGGAGGUUUGGCAUUUGCCAGAGAACACCAAGAUUGGCAAAUUCGCCACUGGCGCCCUGUGCUCUUCACAGAUGAAAGCAGGUUCACACUGAGCACAUGUGACAGACGUGACAGAGUCUGGAGAUGCCGUGGAGAACGUUCUGCUGCCUGCAACAUCCUCCAGCAUGACCGGUUUGGCGGUGGGUCAGUCAUGGUGUGGGGUGGCAUUUCUUUGGGGGGCUGCACAGCCCUCCAUGUGCUCGCCAGAGGUAGCCUGACUGCCAUUAGGUACCGAGAUGAGAUCCUCAGACCCCUUGUGAGACCAUAUGCUGGUGCGGUUGGCCCUGGGUUCCUCCUAAUGCAAGACAAUGCUAGACCUCAUGUGGCUGGAGUGUGUCAGCAGUUCCUGCAAGAGGAAGGCAUUGAUGCUAUGGACUGGCCCGCCCGUUCCCCAGACCUGAAUCCAAUCGAGCACAUCUGGGACAUCAUGUCUCGCUCCAUCCACCAACGCCACGUUGCACCACAACUGUCCAGGGGUUGGCGGAUGCUUUAGUCCAGGUCUGGGAGGAGAUCCCUCAGGAGACCAUCCGCCACCUCAUCAGGAGCAUGCCCAGGUGUUGUAGGGAGGUCAUACAGGCAUGUGGAGGCCACACACACUACUGAGCCUCAUUUUGACUUGUUUUAAGGACAUUACAUCAAAGUUGGAUCAGCCUGUGGUGUGGUUUUCCACUUUAAUUUUGAGGGUGACUCCAAAUCCAGACCUCCGUGGGUUGAUACAUUUGAUUUUCAUUGAUAAUUUGUGUGUGAUUUUGUUGUCAGCACAUUCAACUAUGUAAAGAAAAAAGUAUUUAUUAAGAUUAUUUCAUUCAUUCAGAUCUAGGAUGUGUUAUUUUAGUGUUCCCUUUAUUUUUUUGAGCAGUGUAUAUGUGUGUGUGUAUGUGUGUGUGUAUGUAUAUAUAUAUAUAUAUAUAUAUGGAUCAUAUCUCCUCUGUCCAAGGGACAGUCAAGCAGUAGUGGAUUACCAUUUUGGGUGGUUGACAGCAAAGUUAAUAACUGAUUUCACUCCCAUUAAGUAAUUUGAAAGGAGUUUUGUUUUGUCCUCUCUCAGCCACAGAUUCCAGGUUUAACUACCUUUUUAUGAAUUAUUUUUUGUCUAAAAGACCAAGCCAAUGCUAUAUACAGUGCAUUCGGAAAGUAUUCAGACCCCUUGACUUUUUCCACAUUUUGUUCAGUUUCAGCCUUAUUCUAAAAUUGAUUAAAUUGUUUUAUUUCCUCAUCUAAUUUUUGCAAAUGUAUUACAAAUAAAAAACGGAAAUAUCACAUUUACAUAGGUAUUCAGACCCUUUACUAAGUACUUUGUUGAAGCACCUUUGGCAGCGAUUACAGCCUCAAGUCUUCUUGGGUAUGACGCUACAAGCUUGACACCUGUAUUUGGGAAGUUUCUCCCAUUCUCUGCAGAUCCUCUCAAGCGCUGUCAGGUUGGAUGGGGAGCGUUGCUGUACAGCUAUUUUCAGAACUCUCCAGAGAUGUUAGAUCGGGUUCAAGUCCGGGCUCUGGCUGGGCCACUCAAGGACAAUCAGAGACUUGUCCCGAAGCCACACCUGCGUUGUCUUGGCUGUGUGCUUAGGGUCGUUGUCCUGUUGGAAGGUGAACCUUAGCCCCAGUCUGAGAACCUGCUCCAGAGCGCUCAGGACUUCAUCAAGGAUUUCUCUGUACUUUGCUCCGUUCAUCUUUCCCUCGAUCCUGACUGGUCUGCCAGUCCCUGCCGCUGAAAAACAUCCCCACAGCAUGAUGCUGCCGCCACCAUGCUUCACCGUAGGGAUGGUGCCAGGUUUCCUCCAGACAUGACACUUGGCAUUCAGGCCAACGAGUUCAAUCUUGGUUUCAUCAGACCAGAGAAUCUUGUUUCCUCAUGAUCUUGAGUCUUUAGGUGCCUUUUGGCAAACUCCAAGCAGGCUGUCAUGUGCCUUUUGCUGAGGAGUGGCUUCCAUCUGGCCACUCUACCAUAAAGGCCUGAUUGGUGGAGUGCUGCAGAGAUGGUUGUUCUUCUGGAAGGUUCUCCCAUCUCCACUGAGGAACUCUGGAGCUCUCUGAGUGACAAUCAGGUUCUUGGCCACCUCCCUGACCAAGGCCCUUUUCCCCCGAUUGCUCAGUUUGGCUGGGCGGCAAGCUCUAGGAAGGGUCUUGUUGGUUCCAAACUUCUUCCAUUUAAGAAUGAUGGAGGCCACUGUGUUCUUGGGGACCUUCAAUGCUGCAGACAUUUUUUGGUAACCUUCCCCAGAUCUUUGCCUCAACACAAUCCUGUCUCGGAGCUCUACGGACAAUUCCUUCGACCUCAUGGCUUGGUUUUUGCUCUGACAUGCACUGUCAACGGUGGGACCUUAUAUAGACAAGUGUGUGUCUUUCCAAAUCAUGUCCAAUCAAUUGAAUUGACCACAGGUGGACUCCAAUCAAGCUGUAGAAACAUCACAAGGAUGAUCAAUGGAAACAGGAUGCACAUGAGCUCAAUUUCGAGUCUCAUAGCAAAGGGUCUGAAUACUUAUGUAAAUAAGGUUUUUCUGUUUAACAUUUUUUAUAAAUUUGCUAAACUUUCACAACUUUUCGCUUUGUUAUUAUGGGGAAUUGUGUGUAGAUUGAGAAAUGUUUUAUUGAAUCCAUUUUAGAAUAAGGCUGUAACGUAACAAUGUGGAAAAGGUCAAGGGGUCUGAAUACUUUCAGAAAGUAUUCACACCUCUUGACUGUUUCAGAUUUUUGGUUACAGCCUGAUUUUAAAAUGGAUUAAAUUGGGGAGUUUUUUUUUUGUCACUGGCCUACACACACUACCCUAUAAUGUCAAAGUUGAAUUGAAAAGCUGAAAUGUCUUUGUUAUGGCAAGCCUAAAUAAGUUUGAGUAAAAAGUUGCUUAACAAGUCACAUAAGUUGUCCUGAAUACAAAGUGUGAUGUUUGGGGGAAAUCCACUCCAGAUUUUCAAGCAUAGUGGUGGCUGCAGGAUGUUUUGGGUAUGCUUGUAAUUGUUAAGGACUGGGGAGUUUUUCCGGAUAAAAAAGAAACGGAAUGGAGCUAAGCACAGGCAAAAUCCUAGAGGAAGAUUUGGUUGUCUGCUUUCCACCAGACACUGGGAGCUUAAUUCACCUUUCAGCAGGACAUUAACCUAAAACACAAGGCCAAAUCUACACUGGAGUUGCUUACCAAGUAUCUCUAUUUGCACAUAAUCUCUUGCACAUCUAGCAUUCCAGUGUUAAUACUAUUGUAAUUAUUCUGCACUAUAGCCUAUUUAUUGCCUUACCUCCAUAACUUGCUACAUUUGCACACACUGUAUAUAUAUUUUCUGUUGUAUUUCUGACUUUAUGUUUUUUACCCCAUAUGUAACUCUGUGUUGUUGUUUUUAUUGCACUACUAUGCUUUAUCUUGGCCAGGUCGCAGUUGUAAAUGAGAACCUGUUCUCAACUGGCUUACCUGGUUAAAUAAAGGUGAAAAAAAAUUAAAAAAAAUAAAAAUAAAAAUAAACCAAGAAGACGGUGAAUGUUCCUGAGUGGCCGAGUUACAGUUUUGAGUUAAAUCUACUUGAAAAUAUAUGGCAAGACCUGAAAAUGGUUGUCCAGCAAUGAUCAACAACCAAUUUGACAGCGCUUGAAGAAUUAAAAAAAAGAUGAAUGGGCAAAUGUUGCACAAUCCAUUUGUGGAAAGCUCUUAAGAGACUUACCCAGAAAGACUCACAGCUGUAAUCACUGCCAAAGGUGCUUCUACAAAGUAUUGACUCAGGGUUGUGUAUACUUAUGUAAUUGAAAUAUUUCUGUAUUUCAUUUUCAAUAAAUGUGCGAACAUUUCUAAAAACCAGUUUUCACUGUCAGUAUGGGGUAUUGUGUGUAGAUGGUUGGACUUGUGUGUAGAUGUUUUUUUUUUUUUUUUAAUACAUUUUGUAUUCUGAAUAAUGUAACAACAAAUGUGGAAUAAGUCAAGGGGUAUGAAUACUUAAGGCACUCUUUAUUCCAACAGAAAACACUUAUUUUAUGUCUUGCAGGUACAGUAGAUUUCAAGCCAGGUCAUUGGGUGGGAGUGAAGUAUGACGAGCCUCUUGGGAAACAUGACGGCAGGUGAGGGCAACUGGCAUAAUUUUGUGACAUCACAUGGUGUCUGAGAAUGUUCACUGUUAAGAUCUACCUUGCAUCUUGACUUGUUUUUCUGGUAUUAGACCUAUGGAGAGGACAGAGAAACUCAUCCGGUCUGCACAAAUGUACUUGAUGUCUCCUCUCUUUCCUUACAGUGUGAAGGAGAAGCGAUACUUUGAAUGUGAGAACAAGUACGGUGCGUUUGUCAGGCCCCUGACGGUGACUGUGGGGGACUUCCCAGAGGAAGACUACGGUCUGGAUGAGAUGUAG
Messenger RNA from Coregonus sp. 'balchen', 12929 nucleotides. NCBI's taxonomy places the organism in Eukaryota, Metazoa, Chordata, Actinopteri, Salmoniformes, Salmonidae. The record is from the annotation of a GenBank genome assembly.